AGGAAUCCCAAUCUAAUAAGUGAUGAAGUCUUCUUCCUCGUCUUCCUUCUCUCUUCUCUCUUCAAUCAAUCUUCCAGUUCCGGUGAGCGGCCUAGCUGAGGCUCUGAAAUGUAUGUGAUAUUUUGGAAUCUGCUUAUCGACGGCGAGAAAGUGACGGUGCGCGAGUGGGAGAAGGAGAGAUAAAAAUAAACCCAAAAUAAAAAAUCUGAUUAUUCACUUUUGAAUUAUCAAAAAAAUCUGUUCGUAUCUUUAUCAAAAUCGCCGUUUCCGGGCCUUCCAAUUCCAUAUCUUCAGUAAUUACGGGGGAUAGAUUCAAGGAUUCUAAUCCAAGCAUCCAAAGAGAUACCAGAGCUUGUUGGAGCGGCGAAAAUGGCGGCGAGAGUGACGAAGGCGAUCUCCGGGAUCGAGCCGCCGGCUCGGGCGACGCAGCACGGCGCUCAAGUCRUCGACGUGGAGUCCGUGAAAUGCGAGUGCUGUGGAUUGACGGAGGAGUGCACUCCGGCGUACAUCGGUCGUGUUCGGGAAAGGUACGACGGCCGUUGGAUUUGCGGGCUGUGUUCGGAGGCGGUGAAGGACGAGUCUCUCAGAUCUCAGGGGAACAUCACCACCGGCGAAGCCAUGAAGAGGCACAUGAAGUUCCACAAACAGUUCAAAUCUUCGAAUCCGCCGGUGAAUCCUACUGAGGAUUUGAUUUCGGCUAUGAAACAGCUUCUCCGGCGGUCGCUCGAUUCUCCGAAGAACGACGCCUCGCGAUCGCUAAGCCGUUCGAGUAGCUGUUUCUCCGCCAUGCCAGGGCGGCGGAGCCAUUACGAUGAUUAGAUUAGAACGCCGUUCGUCACCGGCGGUUGAAAUUCGUCGGUGAAACUGAAGAAACAAUAAAACUCACCGCCUUCCUUCUCAAGCUCGUGGAUUAAAUUUGGGUCCUUAGUUUAGAGUUCGAAUCUGUGAAAAGUUCUUGCUUAGGUUUUUUCUUUUGGAUUUCUGUUGCUUAUUUUUGAGAAAAUUUACAUAUUGAUUGAUUCAGAGAUCUCGAGCGAGAUUUGAAUUUUGCA
Momordica charantia (bitter melon) is the source of this 1052-nucleotide messenger RNA. RefSeq lists its product as uncharacterized. Lineage: Eukaryota; Viridiplantae; Streptophyta; Magnoliopsida; Cucurbitales; Cucurbitaceae. The record is from RefSeq and is a predicted model, not a curated record.